Molecule: messenger RNA, 819 nt
Organism: Saitoella complicata NRRL Y-17804
Lineage: Eukaryota; Fungi; Ascomycota; Saitoellomycetes; Saitoellales; Saitoellaceae
Product: ribosomal protein L15
Exons: 3
Coding region: 1-819 (272 amino acids)
Biological process (GO): translation
Cellular component (GO): mitochondrial large ribosomal subunit
Molecular function (GO): structural constituent of ribosome
Source: RefSeq, a predicted model, not a curated record
AUGUUCUCUUUACGGACGGCCGUUGCAUCACUAUCACUGCGGUCCGUCGCCCCGAUUGCGAGGGUUGCGUUCGCGACGCCAUGCAAGUUUGUGAGCCCGGUUGUUGUGCAGGCGAGGGGUGCGGCACGAUCGAGCUUGCUGGGGGAUUUGAGCAAUGUGCCUUCGUCCUACAAUAAGAAAAUCCGUCGCGGUCGUGGUCCAGGAUCGGGAAAGGGUAAGACCUCAGGUCGUGGUACCAAAGGUCAAAAAGCCCGUUCCGGAAAGGGUAUUCGUGUAGGCUUCGAAGGAGGCCAAACCCCAAUCACGCGUCUUUUCCCCAAAGUCGGUUUCCAUAAUGUCAACACUCUCGACUUGGCACCAUUGAAUUUGAACAGACUGCAGGCGUGGAUUCAGAAUGGACGUAUUGAUGGUACGCAGCCGAUUACGAUGAAAGAGUUGUUGGAUUCAAGAUGUGUUCACAAUGUUCCAGGCGGUGUGAAGUUGUUGGGUGACGGUGCCGAGAAAUUCACCAUCCCCAUCACAAUCUACGUCAGCCGCGCAUCCUACUCCGCAAUCGCUGCAAUCGAGCGCGCCGGCGGCAAGAUCUACACCGUUUACCACAACCGUCUCGGUCUCCGCUCCCUCCUCAAGCCCCACAAGUUCGCCGAGCGUGGUCUGCCAAAGCAGGCGCAGCCUACGAGGAGAGAAAUGAUUGAGUACUACAGGAAUCCUAAGUGGAGAGGAUUCCUCGCUAAUGAGGAGGAGGGAAUGAAAGAGUAUCAUGCUUUGUUGGCGUUGAAGGGUGUUGAGGGUAAGAUGCAGAAGGCGGUGGAGGCUUAG